Messenger RNA from Darwinula stevensoni, 1539 nucleotides. NCBI's taxonomy places the organism in Eukaryota, Metazoa, Arthropoda, Ostracoda, Podocopida, Darwinulidae. The record is from the annotation of a GenBank genome assembly.
AUGGCAUCAAAACGUGUUUCAAGAAGAUUGAACGACGACGAAAUUUCACACCUUUUGAACGACACAGCUUCGGACUUUGAUUCGAACACUGAGCUUGUGGAUAGGGCUGAAAUUGAGGACUUUGGUGGUUAUGGGAGAUUCCACUGGCGUCUGAUGGGAGUGUGUGCAUCGCUGCAGGCAGCAGAUGCCAUCGAGAUCCUCUGCAUCUCCUUCCUCCUCCCCGUCGCACAAUGCGAUCUCGGUCUUACCUCCACCCGCAAGGGAUGGCUGAAUGCCCUCCUCUUUCUAGGCCUCCUGAUGGGGGGAUACGUGGGAGGAAGCCUGAGCGACCAGGUGGGGCGAAAGCGGGUCCUCAUCGCCUGUCUCUUUCUCCACGGAUCUGCUGGAUUAAUUUCCAGUUUCAUGCCUAAUUUCCCCUCGUUCCUCGCCGCCCGGCUCCUCUCCGGCGUCGGAGUGGGAGGCGCGUUACCGGUGAAUUUCCCCUACUUCGCGGAGUUCCAGCCUAGGGACCGGCGGGGUCGGAUGGUGACACUCCUCGCCUCCUGUUUCCUCCUCGGCAACCUCGUCGUCGCCGGUCUGGCUUGGUGGAUCAUUCCCAGCGGAUGGAAGUUUACCAUCUCCUCGUCUCUCGAGUACAACUCCUGGCGAAUUUUUGUGGGAGCUUGUGGAUUGCCCAGCAUCCUCGCUGCCCUCUUCCUCCUCCGUUUCCCCGAGAGCCCCAAAUUCCUUCUCUCGAUUGGGAAAGAGGAAGAGGCCCUCAGGGUGGUGAGCCUGGCACUGGAAACGAGCAUGAAAGGUCCCAGGGGCUACCAGGGAAUCCCAUCCUUGUCACUUAGAUGGAGAGAAUCUGUAAAGCACAUUUGCCUACAGACAGUACAGUUGUUCCGGGGGAAUCUUCUCUUCCGCAUCUGCAUCAUGAUCGUCAUCCACUUCUCUCUUGCAUUUGGAUACUAUGGGUUGUGGAUGUGGUUCCCGGAGUUGUUCAGCCGUCUCAAGUCCUACUACAUACUUCAUUCCCAGCCUGCAAGCGUAUGCGACAUCAUCGGGCUCAACAUUCCUGGGAGAAACGAAUCGACGGAUCCAUGCGAUACGAAACCCGUGGAUCCUUCUGUAUAUCAGGACCAAGUCCUUCUGGCUGUUGCUCCUCUGCCCAUGCACAUCUGGACUUUCCUCCACAUGGACACCUUGGGACGGAAAUUCUUCCUCGUGCUGGGGAUGGUGGUUUCAGGAGUGAGUGUCUUCCUCAUCUCAUUGGUGAGGAACAGCAUUCAGAGUCUCUUGUUGUCCAUGCUCUUCUCGGCCGUCUCUAAUGCGGCCUUCAAUGCCAUCGCUUGCGUCCAGGUUGAGCUCUUCCCCACCCAUCUCAGGGCAACGGGGAUGGCACUGACAGCGGCUGCCUUACGUAUUGGCGCCUUCCUGGGGAAUGUCAUCUUUGGCUACUUCCUUGAUGUUUCUUGUAUCGUUCCCAUGAUGAGCAUUGCCAUAUUCCUCUGUGGUAUGCACAUCCCAUUCCUUAUUGUUCUCUCCUCUGUACUCUAA